Molecule: messenger RNA, 1440 nt
Organism: Monopterus albus (swamp eel)
Lineage: Eukaryota; Metazoa; Chordata; Actinopteri; Synbranchiformes; Synbranchidae
Product: free fatty acid receptor 3-like
Exons: 2
Coding region: 69-1067 (332 amino acids)
Biological process (GO): cellular response to fatty acid; G protein-coupled receptor signaling pathway
Cellular component (GO): plasma membrane
Molecular function (GO): G protein-coupled receptor activity
Source: RefSeq, a predicted model, not a curated record
ACACGGCCAGCAGCAUCCGACAGGACAGCCCACAGUAAUGGAGAGUCUGGCUUUUCAAAUUUGACAAAAUGUCAGAGUGUGUCCACAGCAGUCUGUGGAGUCUCCUAUUGCUUUCUGGCUACAUCCUCACCUUCCUAUUGGGGGUCCCUGCCAACAUCCUGGCAUUCUGCACCUUCUAUCGCAAGGUGCGCCGCAGAGCAGCUCCAAUUGACAUCCUCCUCUUUAACCUCACCAUCUCUGACCUCAUCUUCCUGGCUAUCCUGCCUUUUAAAAUGAAGGAGGCCUCAGACAACAUGGCCUGGCAACUGCCCUACCCCCUGUGUCCCUUCAGUAUUUUCCCCUUCUACGUCACCAUCUACAACAGCACCCUGGUCCUCACAGCUGUGAGUGUGGAGCGCUACCUGGGGGUUGCCUACCCCCUCAGGUAUGCUUUAUGUCGCAGGCCUCGCUACGCUGUGUUGGCCAGCAUCACAUUCUGGGUGGUGACCUCUCUGAACCUCAGCAUCGUCUACAUCAUGCCAUACACCCAGUGGCACAAAGGUGAAAAGAGUGAAAACAAGUCCAACAGCCCCACCCCUCCACCUACCUGCUACCAGAACUUCACCGAGGACGAACUCGCUAUCCUGCUGCCGGUCCGCCUGGAGCUCUUCCUCUUUCUCUUCUGCAUCCCCUUCUUAAUCUGUUGCUUCUGCUACACCAACUUCAUCCUCAUCCUGUCACGUAUUCCAAACGUCAGCAGGCGCCGGAGGCUGCGGGCCAUUGGUCUGGUGCUCAGCACACUGAUAGUAUUCACUGUGUGUUUUGGACCUUACAACGCCUCCCAUGUGGUGGGAUACGUCCGUCACGAGGAUGAGUGUUGGAGGAGCGUGGCGCUGCUCUGCAGCACCUUCAACGCCUGCUUCGAUCCAAUUAUCUUCUACUUCUCUUCAGCGGUGGUCAGAAGAAUGUUAAAUCAAUGCUUCAGGAGCAUUAUGGCAAAGCUGCACAUCCUGAGGUGUGGGGGGGCUCGUCAGUCCUGCUCCAAGAGUGACAAAUACAAGGAAGCAGCCCCUCCUCUCAAGGCCUGAAAAAAUUCUGCAAAACAUUACAGACAAAAAUGAAGGGAUGUGAAUUUUUAUUCACCAGUGAAAGUGGACGGGUCACUGGCUAACAGACUAGUUAGUGUCACCUUUGACAGGGGAUGUCUGCUCCAUAAUACACACUUCAAUGUGCACAUUUGCUCAGAUAGCUCUACUGAUUCUGUGUUUGUCACUGAUCAGCACUCAAAGCUGAAAUGCAUCAGCUUUGUUGUAAUUUUUAUGUCAAUAGAUGAAUUACUGAACAGGACUAGUGGGCACAGGCCCAGGGGCCCAACGUAUAGGGGGCUCCUGGGCCUGUGCCUCUGUUUGAAGUUAAAUGUCAACCUGAUAAAAGACACAAAACAACCACAAAGAGACCCAA